Anisakis simplex (herring worm) is the source of this 453-nucleotide messenger RNA. Lineage: Eukaryota; Metazoa; Nematoda; Chromadorea; Rhabditida; Anisakidae. The record is from the annotation of a GenBank genome assembly.
AUGGCUCCACUGCUGGCGCAGUAUCUGAGUUGGAAUACUGCACGUCUUAUUGCGUUAAUAUUGAACGCUUUAAAUGGUAUUGAAAAUUAUUAUGAACAACAUCUGAGUGAACUUAAUGUUGAUGGUCUGUUCGGAUUGAGGGUGAUUCAAGGCCAACUCAAGAGCAUUUCUACGGAUUUGGAAGGGAGUAAUUUGGAUAGAGAGUUGAUGAAUGCGUUAUAUAACCUCAGUGGACGUGCAAAUGAAAUUGCCGGCAAAGCAAUUCCGUAUGUGAUUGAACGUGAUCCAUCUUAUUAUCAGCAGUUUCGUUAUCUGUUAAAUCGUCCGUACACAGUAAAACAUUCAAUACAACGCAGUGAUGAGCGUUUGCGUUGGUUGGAUAAAGAAUUAGUGAGUAGAAGAUUUGGUAUUGAUGAAGAACGAACGAUGUGGUUCGACGAGAAACAAAGCGAU